AGUAACUGGCAUAAGGAAUAUGCUUUGGUGAAGGACGAAAAAUUUGAUACAUUGCUUGGCCCUCAAGUCAUUUUUUUACAUCAGCAAAGAAGAACGUAUGAAGAACAUAAAGCUGAGUUGGAGGAGGAAAACUAUCAUCUUCGUAGUGAAAUACAAAUAGAAGUUGAUACUAAUCGUCAAAAUGAGAAACAGAUUAGGGAUCUAGAACGUGAUUAUGACCGCUGUGUACAAGAAAUCCAGACACUUAAUGGGAAGAUAGAACGUCUUGAGAAUGCUUCGAAAGAAGAGAUAAUAGAGUUGAAGUCUGAAAUCUCCAGCUUAAAAAGUCGGCUAUAUCAAGCUAAGAAAGAU
This is a messenger RNA of Funneliformis geosporum, 351 nucleotides long. The record is from the annotation of a GenBank genome assembly. NCBI's taxonomy places the organism in Eukaryota, Fungi, Glomeromycota, Glomeromycetes, Glomerales, Glomeraceae.